UCUCGGCUUCUGCUAGCAUCUCGAGACAUGAGCCUCGGAGGGGGCUCCCGCGCCUCCCGCCCCUGGCCCCGCCGGGGGCUGCUGCUCCUGGGGCUGUUGCUUCUGCCGGUCGUAGUCUCCGUCGCCAGCGAUCCUGAAGCAGGAGAGGGAGACCUGCACUGCCUGUGUGUGAAGACCACCACCCGAGUCCAUCCCAAGCAAGUCCGCAGCCUGGAGGUGAUCAAGGCUGGACUCCACUGUCCUACCCCUCAAGUGAUAGCUACGAUAAGGGAUGGGAGCAAGAUUUGCGUGGACCCGCAGGCCCCCCUGUAUAAGAAAAUAAUCAAGAAACUUUUGGAGAGUCAGCCACCAGCUGCCUGA
This is a messenger RNA of Equus quagga, 360 nucleotides long. Its product is annotated as platelet factor 4-like. Bases 28 to 360 code for a protein of 110 amino acids. Gene Ontology annotation, biological process: neutrophil chemotaxis; inflammatory response; chemokine-mediated signaling pathway. Gene Ontology annotation, molecular function: CXCR chemokine receptor binding; chemokine activity. Gene Ontology annotation, cellular component: extracellular region. The record is from RefSeq and is a predicted model, not a curated record. Lineage: Eukaryota; Metazoa; Chordata; Mammalia; Perissodactyla; Equidae. The transcript is spliced from 3 exons.